Messenger RNA from Penicillium olsonii, 4410 nucleotides. The record is from the annotation of a GenBank genome assembly. Lineage: Eukaryota; Fungi; Ascomycota; Eurotiomycetes; Eurotiales; Aspergillaceae.
AUGCCCACAAAGGCUGAGAGAUUGGCCGAGCUGAGGGCCCUUCGCGCCUCAGGAAAGAAGCGAAUUUCAACAUACGAGGUUGAGGACCAGGGCGACAUCUACGAUGAAGUCGACGAUGAUGGCUAUAAGAAGGUCAUUCGAAACCGACUUGACCAAGACGAUUUCGUUGUCGACGACAACGGUGCCGGAUAUGCGGACGACGGCCGCGAAGUGUGGAAUGAGCAGACCGCCGAAUACGCCAGCGACGAUAGCGAUGAAUUACCUGCUCGAGGAAAGGCUGCAAAAAGGAAAAGAGAGGAGGAACAGCAACGCAAAGAGAAAAUGAACAAUGGCAUUUCCAAAUAUUUCAACCAAGGACAGAGCGCCGCUGCAGCUCCCAAGCCCAAGGCAAGUGGUUUUUCCCUCCAUGGCCCCGUCGCUACGGCAGAGGACGAUGCGUUUAUGGCAGACCUACUCGGAGAGGUCGACACAAAUGUGCCAUCUAGAAACGCGCCAACCCGAAACAUUGUGAAGUCAGAAGCGCGACGGAAGGUUCGCGUUCUGUCUCCACCCUUGUCCGAGAAACGUCGCCGAGAGAAGGCCCGUGUGCCAGACGAAAACGACAUGCCCAGUUCGCCAAUGAAAGCCCAAGUCCUGCAUUCUGACGACCUCGAUGAUGGGCCCCUACCGAUGCCGGACGAUGAUGUUCCUAUGAGCGAUAUCCUGCCUUCUUCCCCGAUCAGCAAAGCUGUGGAGCGCAAGAAUACAGCCAUAGUGAAGCCCGAAGAGCCCGAAGACGAUGAUAUUGAUCUCAUGGACGUCGCGGAGGUGACAGCAGACUCCGGAGUCAAGGUAGAGACUAUCAACAUGGCCGGUAGCAGACCGCCACCAAAGAUCAAGCCUGAAGCUGUUUCAGAACCGGCAAGCUCGUCACCCGUAAAGACCAUGCCGGAGGUCAUGGACGCUUCCUGGAACGACGUUCGAAACAAACUGAAUGUUCUCAGCAGCCCAGCCCCCGAAAUGCGAUCCUUCGGGAAACUACGGGCCCAGGAUGUAGUCGAAGAGGAUGGCAGCCUGCGCAUGUUCUGGUUGGACUAUACAGAGGUCAAUGGUAGCCUUUGUCUGUUUGGAAAAGUGAAAAACAAGCAGAAUGGAACCUUCACCAGUGCCUUUGUCAAGGUUGACAACAUUCUGCGAAAGCUUUACUUCCUGCCUCGUGAAUACCGACACAAGCACGGACGGGCGACCGACGAAGAGGUUGGUAUGGAAGAUGUCUACUCAGAGGUUGACGAAAUGAUGUCGAGGCUCAAAGUGGGCAUGCACAAGAUCAAGCCUUCUAGGCGAAAAUAUGCAUUUGAAAUGCCGGGCGUCCCAAAGGAAGAGACGGAUUAUCUCAAGCUGCUUUAUCCUUAUGACAAACCUGUGUUGCCAAUGGAGACAAAGGGAGAGACGUUCUCCAACGUCUUUGGCACGAAUACCUCGCUGUUCGAACAGUUCGUGCUGUGGAAGAACAUAAUGGGUCCUUGCUGGCUCAGGAUUGACCAAGCCGACUUUGCCGCAGUGACAAACGCCUCAUGGUGUAAGUUCGAAUGCCAGGCCACCAAGCCAGGGCUCAUCAGCCCUGUCCCGGACUCGGAAAACCUGGACACUCCUCCUUUGACUUUCAUGAGUCUUGCGUUCCGAACCCAACUCAAUGUCAAAGAGAACAAGCAAGAGAUCCUGGUAGCCAGUGCCAGAGUGUAUGAAGGGAUUUCCCUCACCGAUACCACCCCUCCAGAAAAGCUCCCGUGCAAGACUUUCACCGUCAUGCGCCCAUCUAGUGGAUCCUAUCCGUUGCAUUUCGAAGCUGAAGCGUCGAAGCAACCGGGCACCAUCAUAUUAGAAAGGUCCGAACAGUUCCUGCUCAGCAAGUUCCUGGCAUUGUUUGAAAAGAUGGACCCAGAUGUGAUCAUGGGUCACCAAUUACAGGACGUUGACUUGGGCAUUCUUCUCAGCAGAAUGCGCGAGAAGAAGACGCCUGGUUGGCAUCGCAUUGGACGGCUCCGCCGUGGUGAAUGGCCCAAGCAUUUCAACAAGGGUGGCAACUUCUUUGCCGAAAGACAACUGAUUGCUGGAAGAUUGAUGUGCGAUAUUGGUAACGAUAUGGGCAAGUCCCUCAUGAUGAAGUGUCAGUCGUGGAGCUUGACCGAAAUGUGCCAACUCUACCUUGGCCCAGGCAACGCACGACAGGACGUAGAUGUCGAAGCAGCCUUGAAGACCUGGGCAACCACCAAAGAAGGCCUGAUGAAUUUCGUCAAUCAUUGUGACACAGACACAUAUUUUGUUGCUGCGCUGGUCUUACGUCUUCAAAUGCUGCCUUUAACAAAGGUCUUGACGAAUAUCGCUGGUAACUCGUGGGCGCGCACACUUAGUGGUACACGUGCUGAACGAAACGAGUACAUUCUGCUCCACGAGUUCCACCGCAACAAGUAUAUCUGUCCGGAUAAGUAUUCCUCCCGCCUUCAGAAAGCGGAGGAGAAGUCUCAAGAGGGAGAUGAUGACGAGGCUGUGGACAAGAAAAAGAAGGACAAGUUCAAGGGUGGUCUUGUCUUUGAGCCCGAAAAGGGUCUCUAUGACAGAUUCAUUCUUGUUAUGGACUUCAACAGUCUGUACCCCAGUAUCAUCCAAGAGUACAACAUUUGCUUCACUACAGUUGAUCGAACAGCCACCUCUGAAAAUGAGAAUGAAGAGAAAGUGCCCGAUGUUCCUUCCUCGGAACAAGAGCAAGGUGUUCUCCCUCGGUUGAUUGCAACAUUGGUCGGUCGUAGACGCGAAGUGAAGAAAUUGAUGAAGGAUAAGCGUGCUACGCCCGAGCAAUUGGCGCUGUGGGAUACCAAGCAACUGGCUUUCAAACUGACUGCCAACUCCAUGUACGGAUGUUUGGGAUACACACAAAGUCGAUUCUAUGCCCGUCCUCUGGCUAUGCUCACCACCUUCAAGGGACGAGAGAUUCUGAGGAACACGAAGGAAUUGGCUGAGAGCCAACAACUGCGGGUCAUCUACGGUGAUACCGAUUCCGUCAUGAUCAACACCAACAUGGAGAACAUGAGUGACGCCCUCAAGGUUGGCGAAGAGUUCAAGAAAGCAGUCAAUGAACGCUAUCGCUUGCUGGAGAUUGAUAUUGACAAUGUCUUCCGUCGACUUUUACUGCAUGCCAAGAAGAAGUACGCUGCUGUUAACCUCACCGAGGUGGACGGCAAAUAUGUCGAGCAACUGGAGGUGAAAGGUCUUGACAUGAAACGACGUGAAUACUGUGCUCUCUCGAAGGAAGUCUCGUCGAAGCUGCUCAACGAGAUUCUGUCUGGAGAGGACCAAGAGGUCGUUCUCAACAAGGUUCACGACUACCUGCGUGAGCUUGCAGAGAGGAUGAAGGAAAACACAAUCCCCGUUCAGAAAUAUGUCAUCUACACUAAACUCUCCAAACGACCCCAGGAAUAUCCCAACAAAGAGAGCAUGCCCCCAGCUCAAGUCGCUCUCAGGGAUAUCGCCAGAGGCAAAAAUGUUCGGCCUAACGACGUCAUCUCAUAUAUCGUGACCAACGGAGACUCGGAAACAUCAUCUCUCCCACCGGCAAAGCGAUCUUACAGUCCACAGGAUGUGAUGAAGAACGACUCUGGUUUGAAGCCUGAUGUUGAAUUCUACAUUCUCAAGCAAAUUUUCCCUCCCAUCGAACGUCUCUGCGCUCCUAUUCCCGGAACUGAUGCCGUUCGCCUCGCGGAAUGCUUGGGUCUUGAUACGCGCAAGUACCAGAUCAACACAUCCAGCUCCAACAGCCAGCAAAAUGCGGAAAUCACCCCUCUCGAAUCCCAAAUUCCAGACUCGGUCCGCUUUGCCAAUGCCACCCGGCUAUCCUUGAAAUGCCGAUCCUGCAAAGAGCGAUCUGUGUUUGAGGGGCUGAUGAAUUCAUCCGACAUGUGUACUGCCCACGGAAUCGUGUGCUCGAAUCAAGCUUGCCAGAAACCAUUCUCUGUCAUGACUAUUGUCGCACAGGUUGAGAACCAGAUCCGCGAGCAAACCUCACGGUACUACGAAGGUUGGCUCGUGUGUGACGAUUCAUCGUGUGGAAACCGCACACGCCAGAUCAGUGUCUACGGACACCGCUGUCUUGGUCCUCGAGGCCGGGCAGAAGGCUGUCUAGGCCGCAUGUCCUACGAGUACUCAGAGAAGGAGAUUUACAACCAACUUCUCUACUUCGCUGGUCUCUGGGAUGUCGACAAGGCUAAGGCUUCUGCCGAGAAGGAAACCGGUGAAAAGAAGGACAGCAUUGCUGCUCUUGCGGAGUUCAAUCGAACCAGAUUCGGCACAGUCAAGGGUGUGGUUGAUGGCUACCUGAAGAAGUGUGGUCGGCAAUGGGUCGAGAUGGAUGGUCUGUUCCGCUUUAUGUUACAAUAG